Molecule: messenger RNA, 4394 nt
Organism: Anthonomus grandis grandis
Lineage: Eukaryota; Metazoa; Arthropoda; Insecta; Coleoptera; Curculionidae
Product: facilitated trehalose transporter Tret1-like
Exons: 7
Coding region: 309-1796 (495 amino acids)
Biological process (GO): transmembrane transport
Cellular component (GO): membrane
Molecular function (GO): transmembrane transporter activity
Source: RefSeq, a predicted model, not a curated record
UUCAGUUUCCUGCUACCGCUUUUCGCUUUUUGGCGGGAUUACAAAAACCGGCGAGUGGCGCACUUUUCUUAACAGUUCGCGAUCUACCGUCGUGCCUACGACCAAAAAUAAACUUUAUACAUAAAUAACCACCUUAUUAUAUAUAGUCUAAUUAUUAAUAUUACUGAGCGGUUUAUUGGUAUAUUAAUAAUAAUAAUAAUACCAUAAAUAGUAAUAGUUUCUUCUUUUUGAGUGCCGUUGCGUUUUUUUCUUUGGGGACUUUUUGGUGUCCGUGGCCUCGGUUUUUUCUUUUUUGGACUUUACAGGGAAUGAUGGAAAAAAUAUCCAACAAGUUGGAAAAGUUUUGGGAAUUUGGCAUAGGACGAUUGUUUUUGGCCGCCAUCUGCGCACACUCGGUGUCAAUAUCGAUAGGAAUCACGCAAGGCUACAGCGCCAUCUGGCUACCACAACUCCGAACAACAGGAAACUUCGAUAUUACCGAUGAGCAAAGCAGCUGGCUCGCUAGUUUGGGAGCAAUCACUAAUCCAAUAGGCAGCGUCCUCUCGGGAGUGUUAGCGGAACUUUUAGGCAGAAAACGCUCAAUUCAACUCAGCACCAUCCCUUUCGUAGCUGGAUGGAUUUUAAUCGGUUUAGGGCAGAAUGUUUACUGGUUGUAUGCUGGUAGGCUUGUGACUGGCAUCGCUGGAGGUAUGUCAACCGCUAGCUACACCUACGUAGGCGAAAUCUCCACACCAUCAACGAGAGGUUUCCUGCAAGCUUUGGGGCCGAUCUGCGCGAGUUUCGGCAUCCUCCUUACCUAUAUCCUCGGCUACAUCGUCUGCUGGAAAACCGUUGCACUGAUCAGCAUAUCAUUUGCCAUUUUUUCAGCUGUAUCCAUGCAACUUUUGCCGGAAAGUCCUGCCCAUCUCAUGAAGUCUCACCAGCAAGGAAUGAGCGUCGAUAAUUCGGAAACCUUUAAGGCAUAUUUGUUUUUUAGUAGGAAUGUUGCCUUGGCCGAGCAAGAGAUUAGGAAUAACUGUUCUAAUAAUAAAAAUUCUUUGGAGAAAACGCCAGAAAAGUCCCUUAAGGAGCUCUACAUGAGUCCAGAGACCAUCAAGCCGUUCUUCUUGCUAGUGAUUCUAUUUCUCUUACAAGAACUCAGCGGGAUCUACAGCAUUCUAUACUACGCCGUCCAAUUCUUCGGUGAAACCAACCUGCAAAUCAACGACUACAUCUCAAGCAUCUUCGUGGGAACAAUCAGAUUUUUGAUGUCCAUCGUAUGCGCCCUACUGAUCCAGAAAAUCGGCAGGAAAACCUUAUGUACCUUUUCCAGUUUCGGGAUGGCUCUUUCGGUACUCAUAUUAGGGCUGUACAUUAAAUAUUACGAAAUCAACCCUAGUGAGCAAAAAAUCCUUCCGCUACUACCACUGUUUUGUAUCGUUAUUAAUGUUUUUUUUUCAAUGAUAGGGAUGUUGCCCAUACCGUGGAUCCUUGUGGGGGAAAUGUUCCCUUUAAGGGUGCGCCCCAUUAUGGCCGGCAUAGUAAUAUGUAUUGCCCAAUGUUUUAUAUUUGUUUGCGUUAAGAUUUAUAAUAAUAUGGUGGACUUUUUGGGUUUUAGCGGUACAAUAUUCACGUUUUUUAUCGCUUCUGCUUUGGCGAUGCUGUUUUGUAAGUACGUCCUUCCAGAGACCCAUGGAAAAUCUCUGGAAGAGAUCGAAGCUUUAUUUAAGGGUAGUGAAAAAAAAGAGAGACAUGGGGUGGAUAAUUUAGGGUUUAGUAUUAGUUCGGAGAAUGUUAUUAGUGUGGUAACGCGGUGAGUUGUUCCUGUUAUUUUAACGUUUUCCUUGGUUUUACAGGGUUUGUAUUUGAUGAACACAUUGGCUGAUCUGCAUCAUCAUUGGUUGUGAUUUUAUUUUUUAAAAUGAGUAUUACUUAGUGUUUAACAAGCGUAAUGUUACAGGAAUGUGAAAUUGCAGGACGUUUUAAAUUAGGUUUAAUUCGAUAAUUGCGAAUGUUUUGUGGGUUUUUAUUAUUUGCGAGAGUCUAAGUAUUUAUAAAAUACAUGUUUGUCUUGUAUUUAUAUUUUUUGAAAUGCGCUGGUUAUAGCUGAAUUAGGGGUGAGUGGAAUAUUAUGGAAAAGUGUAGAUUUUUUUAUAGUAGAAUUAAGUGGUAGACAGGUAUGGAUAUUCUAGGAAUAUUUUUUAUCAUAGAAAUUCGAAAAAUAAUAAAUAUAUUCUUUGUUUGUAUUUUAGGAUAAAUAAUUGAAAAUAUUCAAUUGAAUUAUCAUUAGUGCCAGGAAUAUUCCAGAUAUAACCAGGAAAUAAAUUAUAAUCCUGAAGAAUAUUAAGAUAUUUAAAAAAUAUGGUUUUUUAAGAAUACUAUUGCUCUAUUAUAAAAAAAAAUAAAUAUUAAAUAUUCUUGGAUUUUCGGAAUAUUUCUGGUAUAUUACUUGUAAUGAAUGCAAUAAAUUAAUCCUGGAAUAUUUUAGACACAUCCAAAGAGCAAAUUAAAAAUCCAAAGAAUAUUAAAAUUCUUUGUAUUUUUCAAGUUUUCCUAAGAUAAGAAUAUUUUUAGAAAUAUGGUUCAUCUCGAAAAAAUAAUAAAAUAUUAAAUAUUCUUAGAUUUUGUGAAUAUACGUAUUAAAUUAUUUAAAAAAUAAAUUUAAAAAAAAAUUUGUAAAUUUAUCAAUUUUGCAGUAUUGUUAGAUUUUGCUAAUAUUUUUCAUAAAUAAGAUUAUUCUCCAGAUUUCUAGAGUAUUCCAGGCAUAUCCAGAAAUCAAAGAAUAUACAAAAAUUUUAUUAAUUUUUAAAUUUUUUAUCAACAGUAAUAUUAGAAUUAUUGCUCUUAUUAAAAAUAUUAAAUAUCUUUAGAUAUGGCGACUAUUCCUAAUAACAUAUUUUAAAUAGUAUAAGAAAUGAUCCCUGGAAUAUCCCUGAUAUAUUUAGAAAACAAAUUAAAAAUCUAAAGAAUAUUAUACAGAAUUUAUUAAUUUUCAACUUUUUCCUAAGAAUAUUCCUGGAAUUAUUGAAAAAUAUGAAAUAUUCUUAAAGUAUAUGAAUAUUUCUGGUAGUAUACUUGUAAUUAUUUUAACAGAAUAUUCGUAGGAUAUUUCAGAUAUACCUAGGAAGCACGUGCAACAUCCAAAAUGUAUUUAAUUUUUUUAAAUAAUUUUUCCAUUAGAAUAUUCUUAGAAAUCUUGCUUUUACUAAAAAUUUUUUGAAUUUUCCUAGUAAAUUAUUUGCAACGAAUGCAAUAAAGUAUUCCUGGAAUAUUCCAGACAUCUUCAGUAAGCAAUUUGAAAAUUAUAGAAUAUGAAAUUUUUUUAAUUAUUUUUUUUCCUAGGAAUAUUUUUCAUAAAAUUCCUGACUUAAGUAUAAUAUACAGGGUGUUCCGUUGAUCAUGUUACAUCAUGAACUUCUAGGGCAGAUAGAAAACGUCAAAAGAAAAACAAAAGUUCAUAUAAACAUGGGUCCGGAAAAGCUUCCUCAGGGAGCUAGAGCUCUUUGAAAAUAACCUUUAAAAACUAGUUUUUUUUUUAAUAGCUCCGGAACUACUUUAGCUACCGCAACCAAUUUUGGGAGGUAAAUUAUUGUUAGUACGUUUAUUCUUUUGAAUCUACUAAAUAAAAAAAAUAUUUACCAGGGGCUUCAGAAUCAGGUGGGUAUUUGGUAAAUUUAGGCCCAUUUCUUUAAGACUUUAAUUUCUGCCCGUUUGGGCAUUAGAUUAUGAUGUUUCUGUGCUUUUUACAUAAAAAAGGUGCUCUUAAUAAAAGUCAUAUUUGGAAACAAACAUAAUUAUACUUAAAAAUGUUUAUACAGUUUUUAAAAUGUUAUAAGAAUAUUUAUGGAAAAUGACUAAAAUUUAUGGCAACUUUUUUUUUAAAUUAAACAACAAAAACAUCAAUAUCGCAUAAAUCAUUAAAAUUUGCACGAAAUAUUCCAAACAGAAUUCCCACGGUUAUCCUAAUAAAAUUCAUUGCAUUCAUUAACAUAAAAUAUUCUCACAUAUUGAUAAAAAGAGUACAACUAUUCCAGGAAUAUUGCUUCGAUUAUAUAUAGUUAUAUUUUUGGGCGUCCUAUGGUAUAAUUAAAUAUUAAUGAAUAUUUAUGCGACAUUUUCAUUCUAAAAAAUAAUUAUUUACUUGCAGGGUGGUCUUCGAAUAAUUUAACAUUAAAUAUUCUAUUGUUAAUAGGGAAAAUUGAAAUAUAAAACAAGACUUCCUCAUAACCAUAGGUUAAAUUAGACGGUAUAUUGUCAAAUUUUUCUACGGAAGACCACUCUGUAUAUUCACCUAAGAAAUUAUAUAUAUAUAUUUUCAAUUUUUUAUUAUUGUUUAGCCUGUCUUUAGAAUAAGGAAAAGAAAUCUCAUUGAUUCAAAAACGUGAUAUUUUUUAAUAAAUAUUUAACACAUUUAA